AUGGAAUAGAAAGAAGAUUUGUAUGAUUUCUUAGUUUCUUGUAAAGUUUUUGACUAAUAAAUAUAAAAGGUGAUAAUUGAAAUGUUGAAAAAAGACUGUUUAAAAUAUCUUUUAGAUGAUGAAAAUCUCUCACGUUGUUCAUAGUUCAUUUUAAACGCAAUGAUUAAAUAAAAUGCCGAUUAAGAAGAUGUUGUGAAAAAUAAAAUGAAGAUAAUGAUGGAUUUUUUGAACUAAGUUAAAGACCAUGACUUUAAUAAUAAAAAUUAUUGUGAAGACUUCUAUGAAGAAUUUAGAAAAGAUUUAAUAAAAAAACUAUCAAAAGAUGAUUAAAUAGUCUAAUUGUUAAAAUUUUUCGUACUACUCACAACUGUCGAUGAAUCAUUUAUUUAAUGCGGAUCAAAUGCACUUAAUUUAUUAGUAAGUAUGAAAGUUGAUUUGACAAGCUGUUGCUUCGAAGACAUUUGGAUCAAGAAUAGUAGCUUGAUAGGUGCAAAUUUUGUAAGAUGCAAUUUAAGUAGAUCAAAAUUUGAAAAUGUUGAUAUUAGUGGAGUUAAUCUAAAUGGAGCUCUAAUGUUCAAUUGUAUGUGGAAGAACAUAAAAUUACAUGAGCUGAAUUAAUUGGAUGGUCAUACUCAUUAUGUCCAAUCAGUAUGCUUCUCACCAGAUGGAACUACUUUAGCAUCAGGAAGCGAUGAUAAGUCAAUCCGUUUAUGGGAUGUUAAAUCAGGAUAAUAAAAAGCCAAAUUAGAUGGACAUAGUAAUAAUGUCAAUUCAGUAUGUUUCUCACCAGAUGGAACUACUCUAGCAUCAGGUAGUAGUGAUAAGUCAAUCCUUUUAUGGGAUGUUAACACAGGA
Molecule: messenger RNA, 855 nt
Organism: Paramecium sonneborni
Lineage: Eukaryota; Ciliophora; Oligohymenophorea; Peniculida; Parameciidae
Source: the annotation of a GenBank genome assembly